GACCAGGACAACACAACUGAACACAAAAUGCAUUUUUUUUUAAUAUUAAACGUUUUAUUAUUAAAUCCAAACCUAUACAUAAUUGGUAAUAACAUAUAAGAGGAGCCGAAAGAGCCGUCUCUUUUUAGUGAACCGAGCCAAAGGAACCGGCUCUCUAAAAAGAGACGGAAUUUCCAUCGCAAGCAGUGAGCUAGCUAAGUUUGCUAGCUGCUACAAAAGCGACGCGGAGUUGGCAAGUGUUGUGAUUGUAUCAAAGUGUGUAAAUCAGCCUCCUGAAUGAGGAUGUUGAAAUAGUAGUGAACGAACGAAUACUGAACACGGGGAGGGAAUUUCUCGGACAAUAGACAAGAACGACUGGACGCUGUUUUCAAGACGCCGGAAGUUGUGUUACACAGAGCAGACAUCAGUGAAGAUCUUCCCCCUGAACGGCAGCAGUGGGACUCCGGGAUGAAGCAGGAGGAGCCACAGUGCGUCCACAUUAAAGAGGAAGACGGGGACCCACAUCCCCUCCACAUCAAAGAAGAACAUGAGGAGGAGGUGGAGUUCCCAGUGAUUGUUGUCACUGUGAAGACUGAAGAUGAUGAAGGUGAAAAUGAGGAGAAGAGACAGGCGGAGCCUCCGAGUAGGACCUCAACCCAACACCCAACAGAAGCUGACGGAGACCACUAUGGAGGAUCACAAGCACACAACCUCCUAGCUCCGCUAUCAGAUAACGACGACACAACGUCACAUUCUUCCGACACGGACGAUGACGACUCUGAAGCUGAUAUGACACGUCACCACGGCAACACGCGCUGGAAAUGCUCUCAAUGUGACAAAACCUUUGGCAGCAAAAGGAAGCUGACAAUACACACCAGACACCACACGGGAGAGAAACCUUUCAUCUGCUCAGUUUGCGGUAAAGAGUUCAUAUCUAAGUCGAAAUUGAAGCAACACAUAAGAAUACACACCGGAGAGAAACCUUUUCCUUGCAAAGUGUGUGGUAAGAGAUUCUCCCAGCGUUCCAAUUUGAAGGUACACACAAGGACACACACUGGAGAGAAAGCUUUUCCUUGCACGGUUUGCGGUAUAAGAUUAUCUCAGCGGUCGCAUUUGAAAGAACACACAAAAAUACACACUGGGGAGAAACCCUUUCCUUGCGCGGUGUGUGGGAAACGAUUCUCUCGGCGCUCAAAUUUGACUAAACACACAACAAUACACACUGGAGAGAAACCUUUUUCUUGCACGGUGUGCGGGAAAAGAUUCAAUCAAAAAAGUUAUUUAACAACACACACGAGAAUACACACCGGAGAGAAACCUUUUCCUUGCAUGGUAUGCGGGAGAAAAUUUAAUCAAAAAAGUGAUUUAAAAACGCACACAAAAAUACACACUCGGGAGAAACCGUUUCCAUGCACGGUGUGCGGGAAAAGCUUUCAUCAGAAGAGUGAUCUAAGAACACACACAAGAAUACACACCGGAGAGAAACCUUUUCCUUGCAAGGUGUGUGGGAAAGGUUUCUCUUGGAAGAUAUCGUUGAUAGGACACACAAGAACUCACAUUAAAGAAAAAAACGUUUCUUCUUCGGUGUGUGGUCAGCGAGUCCCGAAGAGUCCAACACUGACUGAACACAAACGAGUCCACAAUGGGGAGUAACUUGAAAACUCAAUUGAAAUAAUUAAGUUCAAUUUCUUUAUGAUUUCCUAACUGACAUUGUGAUGAAAUGUUUAUCAAAUGUAUCACUUUUCUUCUUUUAGA
Doryrhamphus excisus (bluestripe pipefish) is the source of this 1734-nucleotide messenger RNA. The record is from RefSeq and is a predicted model, not a curated record. NCBI's taxonomy places the organism in Eukaryota, Metazoa, Chordata, Actinopteri, Syngnathiformes, Syngnathidae.